This is a messenger RNA of Periophthalmus magnuspinnatus, 1672 nucleotides long. It is a transcript of the gene oxa1l, whose product is annotated as OXA1L mitochondrial inner membrane protein. Gene Ontology annotation, molecular function: membrane insertase activity. The transcript has 11 exons. The coding region runs from base 23 to 1546 and encodes 507 amino acids. Gene Ontology annotation, cellular component: mitochondrial inner membrane. Lineage: Eukaryota; Metazoa; Chordata; Actinopteri; Gobiiformes; Gobiidae. Gene Ontology annotation, biological process: protein insertion into mitochondrial inner membrane from matrix; mitochondrial respiratory chain complex IV assembly. The record is from RefSeq and is a predicted model, not a curated record.
UGGGGGCGGUUUCACUAUCAACAUGGCGGCCAUCAGGAGCGGGGUGACUCCGGGUUGCAUAGUAAGAUGUUUUCUGCGACAAAGUGGCAAAUCAAGGAAAGGCAUCAGUCCGUUUUCAGAUGGCGUACACCCUUAUUUGCUUCUCAAGUCUCGACUUCACACAGCCCUUGAGUGCCGAAGUCCUAUAACAAAGACACUACUUGGUCGAAGACACAAUGGAAAGUUCCUGUGGGUCGGCACUGUGGCUGUGCGAUACAACGGGACACAGAUUCCUGUCAACACAGUGGAAUCUGCUUCAGUGCUUGAAGCUGCAAACAGUGCUUCGGUUAUACAGACAACCCCAGUGUCCCUGCCUUCCGAACCUAUCUUCACACAGCCAGUAAGUGAACAGAUUACAGUUGAGGCCGUUUCUGUGGCACCUACUGAAGUGCACAUCCCAGCUUCUCAGACAGUGUUUACCUCUACCCCGGACCAUGUUGCAACUGUCCUCACACAGCCAAUCACAGAACAGGUGGUUGAUGAUGCCCCCACCGCUAUUGAAGUCCUCCAAGUUGCGACUACUGAACCCAGUCUGGCAGAGCUUGGGUUGUGUGCUCACACUCCAGUGGGGCUUGUCCAAAACCUACUGGAGUUCAUGCAUGUGGAUCUCGGUUUACCGUGGUGGGGAGCCAUUGUUGUAGGUACCGUACUGGCUCGUUUAUUGGUCUUCCCUGUUAUUGUGAAGGGUCAAAGAGAAGCAGCCAAACUGAAUAAUGUCCUGCCUGAGAUGACCAAACUCACCAAUAGAAUGAAUGAAGCUAAACAGAGUGGAAACAAAUUUGACUUUGCCAAAGCCUACUCUGAUUUGAACUUAUUCCAGAAAAAGCAUGAUGUCAACCCGCUGCGUGGCUUCUUGAUUCCUGUGGUGCAGGCACCAAUCUUCAUCUCUUUUUUCAUUGCACUGAGGAAGAUGGCAUAUCUCCCGGUGCCUAGCAUGCAGACUGGGGGAAUGCUGUGGUUUCCAGACCUGACAAUAGCUGACCCUUACUAUAUCCUGCCUAUUGCUGUCACAGGAACUAUGUUCCUUAUUCUGGAGUUGGGAGCAGAGUCAGGUGUUGACAACCCAAAUCUGAAAGCUAUGAAGACUGUGUUUAGAAUAAUGCCCCUAAUAAUCCUCCCACUUACCAUCAACUUUCCUACAGCUGUGUUCACCUAUUGGAUGACCUCCAACUGCUUCUCCUUGGGACAAGUGGCCUUGCUCCGGCAUCCUUUUGUCAGAAAGAAGCUGAAGAUCCCUGAGAGGAUCCAACACCCUCCAUCUGCAUUGCCCCAAAAUGAGGGGUUUAUUCAAAGCAUGAAAAAAGGGUGGAAGAAUGCUCAACUGGCCCAACAGCUUGAAGAAAGGGAAAGAAGGAUCAAAAAUCAUCUUGACCUUGCUGCUAAAGGCCCACUGAGGCAGACCUUUACCCACAAUCCCCUGCAGCAGAAUUCACCAAUAACAGCAGCAUCAUCCAAGAACAAGAUGACCAGCAGCAAGCCUCAGCCAUGGAAAGACACUUUGGGUUGAAACUGAAAAUCAGUUUAGUAGUUUGGAAGAUCUAUUAUUAUGUAUAUAUUUAUGGCUCAAAGAGUAAAGGAAGUGGACUUAUAAAUGUAUCUGUACUAUUAUGAUUAAAAUGUACAGUUACAAUCA